AUGACCCUCACGAGAUACAUGGAUAAGUGUAAUGCACAAACUGGACAGCAUGAUGAACGAAAUGAAGCUUUUGGCUAUGAAAAAUGUCGACUGACAAACAUGAUUUUUUCUGCAGUGAUGGAAGAUGACUUGGCGACACAUAUCAAGACUUUAGCGGAACAAUUUCACGGACUUAGUAGGAAUAAAUGUCGCUCACUGAUUUUUGAAUAUGCUAUGAGAAACAAUGUGACGGUGCCUAAUUCGUGGAAAGAAAAUGGAAUGACUGGUGAACACUUUUGGAUAUCAUUUAAAGAAAGAAAUCAUCUUGCAAUCCGAACACCAGAGGCAACAUCUCUCGCCAGGGCAAGUGCCUUCAAUCGUUAUAACGUUGGCAAAUUUUAUGAUAACCUCGGACAAGUUAUGGACCUGCACAAAUUUGAAUGUCAUGAUAUCUACAACUGCGACGAGACGGGGUGUACUACAGUUUCGCCGCCUGAAAACAUUGUGGCUAAACAAGGAGUUAAACAAGUGGGGUCAAUCACCUCUGCAGAAAAGGGGCAACUUGUCACCGCCGUGUACACCAUUAACGCGGCAGGUAGCGUCGUUCCACCAAUGCUUAUUUUCCCACGGAAAAAACGUCCGAGAUUAUUUCACCAAAAAUGGUCCCCCCGGGUGUAUUGGAGGUGCAAAUCCAAGUGGAUGGAUCAAUGA
Messenger RNA from Gigantopelta aegis, 690 nucleotides. RefSeq lists its product as uncharacterized. The transcript has a single exon. The record is from RefSeq and is a predicted model, not a curated record. Bases 1 to 690 code for a protein of 229 amino acids. Lineage: Eukaryota; Metazoa; Mollusca; Gastropoda; Neomphalida; Peltospiridae.